UUCCGUUGUCUGAGGGCGUUUUUUCAAGCUUAGCACCAGAGAUUUUUGGGGUGGUGGCUGCUUGGUUUAUAAGUUUGGAGUUCCACCAAGUUAUUUGAGGACACUGAUUUGAAGGAAUUCUCCUCAUUUAUAAACUAUCGCAAUUUGGGCCCUCCAAUCGAGGCUUCAAACCUUGUUUUUCUCCUUUUUGGGAAAACAAGUUCACGGAUCAAAAGAGUGGUUUACCAGCUGACCAAUAAGCUACCAUUUGAGCUAGCUACUGUAGCUUGAUAGCUGAGAAAGGCGUCGAUGCAGGCCAUCAAGUGUGUUGUAGUGGGGGACGGAGCUGUGGGUAAAACAUGCCUGCUCAUCAGCUACACCACCAAUGCGUUCCCCGGGGAAUAUAUACCCACAGUCUUUGACAACUACUCUGCCAAUGUGAUGGUCGAUGGGAAACCAGUUAAUCUGGGUCUAUGGGAUACAGCAGGACAGGAAGACUACGACAGACUCCGACCACUGUCCUAUCCACAGACGGAUGUGUUCUUGAUUUGCUUCUCCCUCGUGAGUCCUGCCUCSUUUGAAAACGUCCGUGCCAAGUGGUACCCAGAGGUGAGACACCACUGCCCCAACACCCCCAUCAUCCUGGUGGGCACCAAGCUGGAUCUGAGAGACGACAAGGACACCAUCGAGAAGCUGAAGGAGAAGAAACUCACCCCCAUCACCUACCCCCAGGGCCUGGCCAUGGCCAAAGAGAUUGGAGCAGUAAAGUACCUGGAAUGCUCAGCCUUGACACAGCGUGGCCUUAAGACAGUAUUUGACGAAGCCAUCCGGGCGGUCCUGUGUCCCCCACCCGUCAAGAAGAGGAAGAGGAAGUGCUCACUACUCUAAAUUCCGCAGACAGGAAGUAGGAAGUCACACUGCAGUCUGAGCUCACCUAUUGGUAAUGAAUAAGAGGGCGGGGGAGUGUCUUAGGGGGAGGAUUCUACAAAAACCAUAUGUAUCCAGAUAUAUAAAAAAAAUCUCUUUUGUAUUGUAAUUGGUACAUACUACUUAAAUAUGAUUGAUUUUAUUAUACGAAGCUUAGAAUUAACUCUUAUUCAGCUCUAGGAAAAAGGGGGUUGGACAAGCCCUACAUGUUUCCCCUACACUAAGAAAUUCCUGCUGCCUUCAAAAAUGUUCCUUUUUUUUAUGUUCCUGGAAGGUAAUACUAAUUGCGCUUUUCAAUUUCGGUCUCUUUCCACUCUUCUCGAGUACAUAUUGUUUGUUUACAGACUUCAAUGAAUUGAGAUGUUGCCAAAAUUCCUACUUCAUAUAACGGUCAUCACUUUCUAGGAGCUCCGUGUACACUAAAUGUCAUGAUUUCUUGUUUUUUCUCUUCUGUACAAUGUUUGCGAUUAUAAUUUGCUUAAUCUUGACAAAACGGUUUAUAGCUCAAGAGAAAUCUAAAUAAACAAAAAUUCUAAGCGUUGUACUAGCUGUUAAGUUCUAUAAUCAUACUCUAUGUAGAUUUAGAUCAAUAAUUUCUCCUCAGGUGAAUUUGAUCCACCUUCGAAUACAUUGUCAAAACAACUGAUGUCAGUCAUGGAUAAUAGCUAUCAAAUUAUUCCUAGGUGGAUUUAAAUGCAUAUUAGAUCAAUCUAAAUCUCUACUUGUUGUACUUGGUGCUCCCCCUUGGUCUGAGAAAAGAUCCAGUAUUUUACAUUCUGAAGGCAUCUAGACUAGGAAUGCACCUGACCAGGUGUAUAGGAGAACCUAUUGGUCAGAAAGAGGAUGGAGAAUGGUUCUUUUUAUCAGACCAAUUUAGAUGGAUCCCUCUUGUUGGAUUAAACAACAGUUUCAAACCAUGAGUGUUACUGUACAUAAAUACAUCCAUUGUACGAGUAUUGUCAGUAAUGGAACUGUACUGUGUAGUCCGCCAGCUUUACACUCCAGACACCUGGUGCAUCAUGACCUUUUUCUUAUAGGCCUUGUUUGUUUUAUGGUAGAAUCUAGGCCUGUAUUUGACGUUAUUCCCUUUUAACGGGUUCUGUCAGCAGUUUCCAUCUAUCCAGUCCUUUAAAAAAAGUAUAGUACAAGUGUGAAGAAUCUGGAGUUUGUUUGCUACUCGUAAGGAUGUCAUUGACAUGAUGCUAUGUAAACAUUACUAUUACUGUAUCACUAAACUAUUUUCAUAGCGUUCAGAAGUCAUAACUGACCAUGUUUUUGGUUUACAGUAGCUUCUAAUGGCUGUAUUUACAAUAUACAGUAGUUCAGUGAUAUUCAGUUCAGUGCUCUUUAUUUUUGACUUAGUGAGAGGCUGUUGCUCUGAGGUAUUACCAGUGUACUAAUGAAUGGCACAAUGAAAGAACUCGAUUUGUUCUGCUUUUAUUUGGACAUGAUAGUGGUUAAUCUUCWGAAUUUUUUAAAAAAGCAAAUAAAUUCAUUUAAAAUCUC
Molecule: messenger RNA, 2412 nt
Organism: Salvelinus sp. IW2-2015
Lineage: Eukaryota; Metazoa; Chordata; Actinopteri; Salmoniformes; Salmonidae
Product: ras-related C3 botulinum toxin substrate 1
Biological process (GO): cortical cytoskeleton organization; engulfment of apoptotic cell; regulation of cell shape
Cellular component (GO): cytoplasmic vesicle; cytoskeleton; dendritic spine
Molecular function (GO): GTP binding; GTPase activity; protein kinase binding
Source: RefSeq, a predicted model, not a curated record